CUUGCACGAGCGGGGACAAUUCCACUCUCUGGAAAAUGUGACAGCACCAAUUUUAUUAUAAUUAAAUAAGUACCAAUAGAGUUUGGACUUCUCAAAUAUUAUGUGAGGAAGAUGGCCCAAACUACCUCACCAGCAACAUCCAUCCAUGGUGAGGACUCCUCUGAAAGCAGAAUGGUGGUUACAUUCCUCAUGUCAGCACUUGAGUCAAUGUGUAAAGAACUUGCCAAGUCCAAGGCAGAAGUUGUCUGUAUUGCUGUAUAUGAAACAGAUGUGUUUGUAGUUGGAACUGAAAGAGGAAAAGCCUUCAUCAAUUCUAGGAAAGAUUUUCAGAAGGAUUUUGUUAAAUACUGUGUUAAAGAAGAUGAGAGAGCUACAGAACUGCAGAAAACAAAGGCUGUGUCACCUGUAAACAGACUGACAGUGGAUAUUAUGGAACUGGAAGCUCUCAGAAAGUCUGUGGAGGACUUUUUCUGCUUUUGCUAUGGUAAAGCUUUAGGAAAGUCAACAGUGGUACCUGUGCCAUAUGAGAAGAUUCAGAGGGACCAGUCUGCUAUGGUAGUGCAGGGCCUGCCCGAAGGACUUGCAUUCAAACAUCCAGAAAAUUACGAUGUUUCAACCCUGAAAUGGAUUUUGGAAAACAAGUCAGGGAUCUCAUUUAUCAUCAAGAGGCCUUUCCUAGAGCCAAAGAAACACCUAGGAACUCGUAUGACAGAUCCUUCACAUUCAGUUAUAUCUCCAGGUGGAAGUUGUCCUCCUAUUCAAGUGAAAAUGGAACCAAAUGAAGACUCUGGAAGUUCUUUGGAAAUGGCAACAGUAGCAGUGAAGGAGGAAUCAGAUGAUCCUGACUACUAUCAAUACAAUAUUCCAGCAGGCCCUUCUGAAACAUCAGAGAUGGAUGAAAGGAUUGCUCUUGCAAAAAGUUACACAGGAAGACACCAGGGUUCCGACUGCAGUGAAGGAACAGAUGUGGAAAUACCAGUGGAAGAUUCCUCCCAGCAGGCCCCUUCAGAAGCAAGUGAGGAUCCUGAGGUCGAGGUCACCAUUGAAGAUGAUGAUGAUGACUACUUACCCCCUAACAAGAGAUCUAAGAACACCGAGUCAGCUAAUGAAACUGCCACUACUGGGAGAAGAAAAGUGAGAGAGUUCAAUUUUGAGAAAUGGAAUGCACGAAUUACAGACUUGAGAAAGCAAGUUGAAGAGCUGUUUGAAAAAAAAUAUGCUCAAGCUAUCAAAGCAAAAGGUCCAGUGUCUAUCCCAUACCCACUCUUUCAGUCACAUGUGGAAGACUUAUAUGUGGAAGGGCUGCCAGAAGGAAUUCCCUUCAGGCGGCCAUCCACGUACGGCAUUCCCCGUCUUGAGAGGAUACUUCUAGCAAAGGAGCGGAUCCGGUUUGUGAUUAAGAAGCAUGAGCUCUUAAAUUCAGCACGAGAAGAUGUACCAUUGGACAAACCAGUUGCAGGAGUGAAAGAAGAGUGGUAUGCCAGAAUCACCAAACUGAGAAAGAUGGUAGAUCAGCUCUUCUGUAAAAAGUUUGCUGAGGCCUUGGGGAGCACUGAGCCUAAAUUAGUUCCAUACCAGAAAUUUGAGGCCUAUCCUACUGACCUCUGUGUUGAAGGGCUGCCAGACAACAUCCCCUUUAGGAGUCCCUCCUGGUACGGAAUCCCUCGCCUCGAAAAAAUAAUUCAAGCAGGCAACAAAAUAAAAUUUGUGAUCAAAAGGCCAGAGCUGCUAACUCUCACCUCAACCGAAGUUAUUCAACCCAGGGUGAAUGGCCCAGUGAAAGAAGAUUGGAAUGUCAGGAUCACAAAGCUAAGAAAGCAAGUAGAAGAGAUAUUUAAUACCAAGUUUGCCCAAGCUCUGGGGCUUUCAGAAGCAGUGAAAGUUCCCUAUCCUGUAUUUGAAUCAAACCCUGACUGCUUGUACGUCGAAGGCUUGCCAGAAGGAAUCCCCUUCCGGAGUCCCACAUGGUUUGGAAUUCCGCGCCUUGAAAGAAUUGUCCGUGGGAGUGGCAAAAUCAAAUUUGUUGUCAAAAAGCCUGAGCUUGUCACUUCCUAUUUGCCUCCAGGACUGGCUAGUAAAAUAAACACUAAAGCAAUGAGUCCAAAGAGUUCAAAAAGGUCACGAAGUCCUGCAGGCAAUUCAAAGAUCCCAGAGAUUGAAGUUACUGUUGAAGAAGGUCCUAAUAAGCCACAAACAACAGAUGUUCGAACUAAUUCUCAAACCAAUGGGUCCAAUAUGGGUUUCAAGCCACGAGGAAGAGAGUUUUCUUUUGAGGCGUGGAAUGCCAAAAUUACUGACUUAAAGCAGAAGGUCGAAAAUCUUUUUAAUGAAAAAUGUGGGGAAGCGCUGGGGCUGACUGAACCAGUGAAGGUGCCAUUUGCGUUGUUUGAAUCCUUCCCGGAGGUUUUUUAUGUGGAAGGACUACCCGAGGGGGUGCCGUUCCGCCGACCUUCAACUUUUGGAAUACCAAGACUAGAGAAGAUCCUGAGAAACAAAUCUAAGAUAAAGUUCAUUAUUAAAAAGCCUGAGAUGUUUGAGGCAGCUCUUAAGGAAAGUUCUGCUAGAAGCCCCCAAAAAAAAAAUGAUUUAUCUAAUACAGCAAAUACAGCAAGCACCACAACAAACACAGGGGUGAACACAGCUGCAGGUGUUGAAGAUCUUAACAUAAUUCAAGUAACUAUACCAGAUGAUGAAAAUGAGCGACUGUCAAAAGUAGAAAAGGCCAGACAAUUGAGGGAACAAGUGAAUGACCUUUUUAGCCGGAAAUUUGGUGAAGCCAUUGGUAUGAAUUUUCCUGUGAAAGUCCCAUACAGAAAAAUCACUAUCAACCCUGGCUGUGUGGUGGUGGAUGGGAUGCCUCCUGGUGUGACAUUUAAAGCUCCCAGUUAUCUGGAAAUCAGCUCGAUGAGGAAGAUUUUGGAAUCAGCAGAGUUUAUAAAAUUUACUGUAAUUCGACCAUUUCCAGGACUUGUGAUUAACAAUCAGCUGGUGGAAAAAGCUGAAGCAGAAUCACCAGCAGCAGCACCAGCAGCAGCACCAGUACUACCAGAGCCAGCUGAACCAAACCAAGUACAAGUAUCUGUAGGAGAUACUACAAAAACAGAAGAAAAUUCUCAGAUAAAGCAAGAACCAGAUCCAACGUGGUAGAUCUCAUCAAUACUGGUCAGAAGCAUCCGGUUCUGAGAAGAGCCUGCCGGGACUGUCUUGAGCUGUGUAAUAUAACUGUAUAAGAGAAGUACCUUCUAUACAAACCCUUUUUGUACUUUUAGAUAGAAAUGUCUACUUUUUCAGCAGUUCUGUGAAUUGACUUAAAGCAAAGAAUGACUGUAGAUUUGGAAUGGCUGGUUUCACUUUGGAAUAUAUUAUAAGGACUAAAUUUGAUGCAGCAGUGCUGGGGAGAUGACAGGGAUUAAAAUCACCAGGGACUUAACAGAGGCUGUCUACAUUUCCCAAUGAAUUUCACUGUACCUGAAUGCAUCUCAGCUUUUGUAAUGAAGAAAAAUUCCUGCAAGUAGUUCAGUUUGUUAGUUUUACUUUGGGAAGAAAAAUCACUAAGUUUUUUGGUUCUUACUCCUUUAAUGGCUGAUUGGACAAUAGUAUCUGUAUAUUUGAACUAAUUUUUCCUUUGAUAUCUAUCACAAGUCACAUGUUUUUCAUAAAUAAAAGAUAAACUGGUUCACUUGACCGUUAGUAUGCAUUAAUGAGAUGGACUGUGAAAUGGUCAGUAUUUCAGUGUGCGGAUUAGGAACCAAUUUAAAUUAAACCUUGUUAUAGUUUGUUCCAUUAACUCAAAGUAGUAAGUGCAUGUUUUAUCAGAAUACCACGUGGCUUAUGUAUGAUGGGUCUGGUCUUGCAGUCCUAACAUAGGCAAAACUCGCAUGGACUUGUGAGAGCUUUUCUCCUGGAGGCUGUGGGGCAUGCCUUUCUGUUCACCUAGAACUAGUUAUGGAAACAUAUGCUACAAGCUGCUGUAAGUCCUACUAUGUCAAAAGUUAAGUCCCCUGUAGUCCUGGUUAUGCCCCACAUCAUGUAAGAGACUCAUGUACGCAGUUUUUUGAAGUUUCACAAACCAUAAGAGAUGUAAAGAGAUGUAUGAUAAUCUCUAUAGAGAAGAUACAAAUUAUUGUAAAGGUUUCUCUUUUAUUGGCAUGAAUUUGGGAUGACUGCAUUAUGCACAAAUGGUGAACCUUAUUCCCUGAUUAAGAAAUAAAGACCUUUCUGAUGCUUUUCA
Molecule: messenger RNA, 4231 nt
Organism: Tyto alba (common barn owl)
Lineage: Eukaryota; Metazoa; Chordata; Aves; Strigiformes; Tytonidae
Gene: GTF2I
Product: general transcription factor IIi
Exons: 35
Coding region: 112-3147 (1011 amino acids)
Cellular component (GO): nucleus
Molecular function (GO): DNA-binding transcription factor activity
Source: RefSeq, a predicted model, not a curated record